Brassica napus (rape) is the source of this 1485-nucleotide messenger RNA. RefSeq lists its product as uncharacterized. Lineage: Eukaryota; Viridiplantae; Streptophyta; Magnoliopsida; Brassicales; Brassicaceae. The record is from RefSeq and is a predicted model, not a curated record. The transcript has 3 exons. Bases 1 to 1485 code for a protein of 494 amino acids.
AUGGUGGUGAUUCCAGUUACUCUUAAAGGAGCUAACUAUCUACAUUGGGCAAGGCUUGCUAAGACAGCUCUUGGAGGCAGAGAGCUUUGGGAGAUUGUUGAAGAAGGCAGACCACAAAAGAAGACUAUCCUAGGAGAGGAUGGCAAAGAGGUUGUUCUUGCUGAUGAUGGCGCCAAGAAGAAAUGUCAAGAGGACCAGUUGGUGUUGUCCAUUCUUCAGCACAGUCUUGACCCCUCACUUCAGGAAGGUUACUCCUAUUGUGAAACUUCCAAGGAGCUAUGGGAUACACUUCAGAAUGUGUAUGGAAACAAUUCAAAAAUCAAUAGAGUCUUUGAAGUCAAGAGAGCUAUCAAUACUCUUAUUCAAGAGGACAAUGAUUUUGAUAAACAUUUUGGGAAGUUCAGAUCCUUGUGGGCUGAACUUGAUAUGCUCAGGCCAGCAACUAUUGAUCCUGAUGUGUUUAAUCAAAGGAGAGAGCAAGACAAGGUCUUUGCUUUGCUGCUUACCCUCCAUCCAAGCUAUGGUGACCUCAUCAAGCACAUCCUAAGGAAUAAGGAGCUACCUUCUCUAGAUGAGGUAUGCUCUGAGAUUCACAAGGAGCAAGGCUCAGUUGGUCUCUUUGGAGGAGGAAAGAAAGAUUUGGUGCUUGCAAACCAAGCUGAUGGAGCAGCAAACAAAAGCUCUUACAAAGCUGAAGACAAGAAGGUGUGGAUUUGUGAUCAUUGCAAGAAGAAAGGCCAUGGAAAGGACAAGUGCUGGAUACUUCAUCCCCAUCUCAAGCCACAGAAGUUCAGGACAGGUUGCAAUGAUGCCAAAGCAAACUUCUCUGGUGAUAUUGGUGAGCCAUCUAUACAAGGCAGCAUGCGCCUAACCAAUGAAGCUUGUGAGAACAAAGGAGGAGCUUCCAGGAGUGGCUCAGCCUUAAGGAACACUCAAGAUGAGACCAUCAGGAGAUCUGAUAUUGAGGCUCUCAUCAAAAUCCUUACGGAUAACUCUGAUUCAGGAGCUAGUCACCACAUGAUCAGUGAUUUAAAAUUGAUUAAAAACAUUGUCCCUGCCUUAGGAAAUGUUACAAUAGCUAAUGGUGAAAGAGUACCAAUUAAAGGAGUAGGUGAUCUUAGGUUGUUUAACAAAGAUUCUAAAGCUUUAUAUAUGCCUAGCUUCACCUCAAACUUGUUAUCAGUUAAAAGAGCUACUAAUGACUUGAAUUGCAGUGUUACUUUCACUCCUAAUGAUGUCUACUUUCAGGAUAUUGAAACUAGUAGAUUGCUUGGCAAAGGUGUCACCAAGGGAGACUUGUACUUGCUUGAAAAUACUAAGCUUGCUGCCGAUUUAUCCCAUGCUUUAAAUUCCAUUUCUGAUUUCCCUCAAGAUGAGAACAAAGAGAUAAGCUGGCGCAUAGAAGCACCAGGGCAGUGUUUAUUGGCUAUUCUCCUCACCAAAAGGGCUACAAAUGCUUUGUUCCAGAGACUAGGAGAGUCUUGA